Molecule: messenger RNA, 354 nt
Organism: Cynara cardunculus var. scolymus (artichoke)
Lineage: Eukaryota; Viridiplantae; Streptophyta; Magnoliopsida; Asterales; Asteraceae
Product: auxin-responsive protein SAUR66-like
Exons: 1
Coding region: 1-354 (117 amino acids)
Biological process (GO): response to auxin
Source: RefSeq, a predicted model, not a curated record
AUGGCAAGAAAAUGGCGUAGAGAGGCAGCCAAGGGUGGUCCAACGGUGGCUAAUAAGGGCCACUUUGUGGUUUACACAGCGGAUCACAAUCGUUUCGUGAUUCCAUUACAUUAUCUUAACAACAAUAUAUUCCGUGAGCUGUUGAAGAUGUCCGAGGAUGAAUUUGGCUUGCCAACCAAUGGGCCUAUCACUUUGCCUUGUGACUCGAGCCUCAUGAACUACUUGGUGUACGUCUUUGAACGAUCCCUAACCAAUGAAUUGGAGGCUUUACUUGUUUCGAUUGCUACAAAUCGAUGUUAUUCGUUAGAUCAAGGAGGAGAAAAUGGUACCCAUGUGUUGGUUUAUGGUUUCUAA